Marasmius oreades (fairy-ring Marasmius) is the source of this 1197-nucleotide messenger RNA. RefSeq lists its product as uncharacterized. The record is from RefSeq and is a predicted model, not a curated record. Bases 111 to 809 code for a protein of 232 amino acids. The transcript is spliced from 4 exons. NCBI's taxonomy places the organism in Eukaryota, Fungi, Basidiomycota, Agaricomycetes, Agaricales, Marasmiaceae.
CCGAGACACCCGCAAGGUGUCGAUCGGUACAAAAUGCAACGAUAGCCAGCCCCCCUGAUUUUCCACCUCUCCUCUUACCAACAUCUCUAUUAUCAGCUAUCCUCAGUUCGAUGAGUCACGACGAAAGACAGACAGCAACAGCAACGCCAGAACCCACCGCUGGGGCCUCAGACAGCGUCACCUCCUACCACCGAUGGCAUCCAAUGGCGCUGGUUCCAGUGCUACAAGUGGUGCUUGGGCGACUCGCCGCAUUACUUUCUCUCUGUGUCUCGCUUGGCGGCAGCUACUACAUCUGCAUCUACCCACACUUCACGACAUCAUCUUAUGUGUUCACGUUCCUCUAUCUCGCAUCCUUACUCCUAGCGAUCGGAUUUGCGAGGUACCCCUCGAGUCGAUGGUGGUUACUACUUAUAUUCAUAGAUGCAUACGCUAUUCACAUCAUUUCUUCACAUGCACAGACAUUAUCUUGGUCCUCACCGUCUGACGACGGUGCCUUGGCUACCUUCGGUUAUACGAUCAAAAUCGUGCUCAGCCCAUUACCAUUGACAGCAACAAGCAUCCUGUCGGUAAUUUUUUUAGUAGAAGGAGAAUCAAGACUCGAGAAGUUGGGCCUUUUUGGUGAACUGAUCCGGAGAAUCCUCACCAAGAUUAAAGUGAGUCCCUCAUCACUGUCGAAAGUAUACAAACUUAGGCUGAUCAACACAUUUUCUAGCUGUUACCAGAACCCCAAGAGCAUCGCCCAGAAGAGCGGCAACCAGAAGAGCUGCUACCAGAAGAGUUGCAACCACAAGAACAAGAGCGAGGUCUAAGUACGGAUAUUAGGGAUUCUCAGUGACUACGUUAGUACCAGUACUGCAGGCUGCCUCUUAUAUACCACAGUUCGAUUUUCACUCUCCCAUCCAUUUCUCACAUUUCCUAUCUUCCACCCCAGCCUUCCCAUUGCGCUGCGCAGCUGUAGCAGCUUGUCUUUUUACAUCUUUUUCUUUUUGUUCAUGUACUUUCUUGGGGCAUCAUCGAUCAUCUUGGAACUAGAUAUGGUGAAUAUUAUCUGGUUUUCAGCAUUAUGGACGCGACGCACGUCCUUUGCAAUGCCUGUUUGCGCUAAAAUCUGUUCCCCAAUUUCUGGCUCUUUUCCUUCAAUCGAUACUGUAUGCAACUCCUCUCAGGGACUUCGCAAGAACAUGUAUGAGGAGUAAU